Messenger RNA from Funneliformis mosseae, 726 nucleotides. NCBI's taxonomy places the organism in Eukaryota, Fungi, Glomeromycota, Glomeromycetes, Glomerales, Glomeraceae. The record is from the annotation of a GenBank genome assembly.
AUGAGUGCACAAGGUGAUAAAAGGAAUUCCCUUAUAGAAUCAUUCAUGAGCGACAGGCCGUCUCUCUGCAUGUCUACAGCUACAAUAGAUUCCGAAACACUUUUACCACCACCCAUUCAUUUUACGACAACGAUUCAUGAUCCACCUAUGUCAAUUCGUCGAGAUCCUUAUGUCGCUUCACAAUAUCUUCAACCAAACUUAAAAUAUUGUCCCUUAAAUUCAAAUAAUGAUGACGAAAUCAAUACUGAAAAAAAUUGUCCUUAUGAUCCAUCAUGGGUUCCUGAGCCACCCUCUUCCAGUCCAAUAUUAUCAAAAUUUGCUUUUUUCGAAUCCGCUGAAAACGGUUCACCUUCUCCCCUAAAUAGCAGUAAAAGUAAAAGAAAGGUCACAUUCGCCAUACCAACACAAAUUAGAUCACAAAGUGACGAAUCGCAAUUCGCAUCAACUUCUAAUCCGGAAACAUUAUCAAGCGAUGUUCAUUUAAAUGUUGGUUUAUUAACAAAUGAACAAGGAGAAAUAUUUAAACCUAAAAAUAAAUUGAAAACAUGGAAAGAAUUAUGGUCGAUGCCUUGGAAAGAUGAAGAAACAAAGCGAUUUACUAAAAAAUUCUGGUUUACCUUUUCCAUUACUUUUUGUUUGGUCUUAAUAUUAGCGGUCAUCGGAAUUUGUCUAUACGCUGUAUUUUCUCCAAAAACAUUCAAAAAAGACUUAUCAAAUGACAUUUAA